GGGGCCGUUGCCUAGGAUACCUAACGCCGGCCAGGAGGACCGGGUUCCUCGGGAUUCGUUGCCCCUAAAUUCCCGCUAAGUCUAUCCGGGAAGAACUUGGGGUCCUGUGGGGAGCAGGACGCGUAGGGGCAGCGGGGCAGACAGCACUUGGGCCUGGUGCACAGGGUUCCUGUUGUGUGUUGUCUGAAGCCUGACCUCUGAAGAGCUACGGCAGACAGGAGUUCCAGUAGAUUCCUGAAGGUCUCUUUACCCCCGGAUCAGGCUGCGUGUCUGGCAGAAAGAACGGUUGAUAGCCCCGGAGUGCCAAGUUCAAGAUGGGGUCCCAGGUCUCGGUGAACACAGGAGCUGUGCACGUGGUGAUCGUAGGCGGGGGCUUCGGAGGGAUAGCGGCUGCCAGCCAGCUGCAGGCGCUGAAUGUCCCCUUCAUGCUGGUGGACAUGAAGGACUCCUUCCACCACAACGUGGCAGCCCUCCGGGCCUCUGUAGAGAGUGGGUUCGCCAAAAAGACAUUCAUUUCUUACUCGGUGACCUUCAAGGACAACUUCCGCCAGGGCAAAGUGAUUGACAUAGACUUGAAGAAUCGGAUGGUGCUGCUACAGGGUGGCGAGGCCUUGCCCUUCUCACAUCUUAUCCUGGCCACAGGCAGCACUGGGCCCUUCCCUGGCAAGUUUAACGAGGUGUCCUGCCAGCAGGCAGCCAUCCAGGCCUAUGAGGACAUGGUGAAGCAGAUCCAGCGCUCCCAGUUCAUCGUGGUGGUGGGAGGUGGCUCUGCCGGAGUAGAGAUGGCAGCAGAGAUUAAAACCGAGUAUCCUGAGAAGGAGGUUACUCUUAUCCACUCCAAAGUACCCCUGGCCGACAAGGAGCUCCUGCCCUGUGUGCGGCAGGAAGUGAAGGAGAUCCUCCUCCGGAAGGGUGUGCAGCUGCUGCUGAGUGAGCGGGUGAGCAACCUGGAGGAACUGCCUCGCAAUGAGUAUCGGGAGUACAUCAAGGUGGAGACGGACAAGGGCACGGAGGUGGCCACCAACCUGGUGAUUGUGUGCAAUGGCAUCAAGAUCAACAGCUCUGCCUACCGCAGUGCCUUCGCAGAGAGUAGGCUGGCCAGCAACGGUGCUCUGAAAGUGAACGAGUUCCUCCAGGUGGAAGGUUACAGGCAUAUCUAUGCCAUUGGUGACUGUGCCGAUAUCAAGGAGCCCAAGAUGGCCUAUCAUGCUGGCCUGCAUGCCAACAUCGCCGUGGCCAACAUUGUCAACUCCAUGAAGCAGAGACCCCUCAAAGCCUACAAGCCAGGUGCGCUGACAUUCCUCCUGUCCAUGGGCAGAAACGAUGGCGUGGGCCAGAUCAGUGGCUUCUACGUAGGCCGCCUCAUGGUGCGGCUGGCCAAGAGCAGGGACCUCUUCAUCUCCACAAGCUGGAAAACCAUGCGGCAGUCUCCACCGUGACAGGGGGGCUGCGUGGGAGUCGAGGUACCGCUCGGAGGGGUGACAGACCGCUUGACGAAGGACACCCUUCUGACAGGUGCCAAGGGCGGAGCUCUUUGUCUGGAUCAUGGUGUCUGUCAGUCGUGUGCUGGCUGGAAAUACAGUUUGGGUAAAGCCGGAAAUGAGAGACAGAGAGUAAAAGGGGGAGGCAUUAAAAAAAAAAAAAAAAAGAAAAAUUAGCCUAGAAGAUUCGUUCCGGGGUCGGAAGGUCUGCCUGCAGCUGUGCUAGCGGGAGGGUUUCAGGGAGGCAGAGGGGGCUUCGCUCUCCUGUUAGGCUUAUGUCUGUGUGUGCACAUGAAGGCGUUAGGCUUUGAGAGAACUGUGCCGAGCUCUUGUUGGGCAGAGCUGGACUCCUCUAGCCGGCUCCUCAUAGUAUAGUAUAGUAAAGAGACCCCGCAGCACAAAACCAAGGAGGGGUACUGGGGUAGGGAAGCUUGUCUAUCUCACAGGUUAUUAACUGGGGCCUCAUUUCUCUCACCCUAAGUAUGGUUAGUACCUGCACUCUGCCUUCUCCUCUUUCCUUCCCUCCUAACAACACUCACACAGCCUGUACAGAAUCUCUCUCUGCCCCCACAGUGUCUACCUACAUUAUUCAGAUCCCCUCAAACUGCUUCAAACUGCCUCAGUCUCUUCUGGUACCUCGGGACCCGUCCUUAACCUUCAUGAGCCUUUAUUUCCAUAUUCGGCUUGAACAGGAUGUCAUAGGUACAUUUACGAAGAGUUAGACAAAAUUCCUCUCUUGGCUCACCCCUCCGUGGCUGAAAUCUCUUUGGGAAGGGUGGGGGAAGAGAGAAGCCACAUCCGCCCCUUCUCCUUACAUACUAUCAGUUUCUCCCAAGACAGGCCCAAACUGGAAAGCUUUAACCAGCAGGGAUGGCAGCCUCGUAGAUCUGAAGCAGUACAGAUGGACUGCGUCUCUCCCUAGCCUACCCUAGACUAUACACCCAAGCCCCUCCUUGAGGCCAGAUACAGGUGAUGGGGAUCUGGAUCCACAGAUGAGAGUCCCCCGAUCCUCCCCGACACCCCACCCUCAGAUAAAAACAGUCAAACAAGGCCAGCUGGGACGAUCCUUUGAAAAGGGGGAGCAGCUGAACUCCCCCAGGCAGGUGGUUGCUUGCCUCUGAGGACAGCCACUCAAACACCAUCCUCACAGGGUGAGGUUUCUAUCUGGAGGGGCUGAGACUGAAGCCUGGCUGGCUGCAGGUAUCUCAGGAUGGAGACCUGUGACUGGGGGACGGUACUGGUUGCUUGAUCUCCAGAGACCAGAGGGGCACCUCUGGCUACUUCCUAGUGAUUUCCAGGUUACCAACAGUCUGCCGUUAGGGGGUGGGGAGCUACGCUGCUCAUUUCCUGGCCAGCAUCUGUCACUUGGGCCCUCAGCGGGGCCUCACCAUGUCUGCUAUAGAUUGCUAAGGUGCAUGAAGUAUAUGAAAGACUUCUCUAUCCGAGCAGGGAAUAGCUACCUGUGCGUGGCCUAGAUUGAAUGUCUAUAGCAGAAGAGGCCGGCAGUCCGCUCUGGUAGAUUCGGGCAUGACUCUCCCCAUCCUGCCUCUCCCUGCUUGCUUCUGGCCUUGGCCUCCGGUUAUGGGUGGCAAGAGGACCUUGAGAUACGAGCCUCUCUGGUGCUUCCUGCCCAUCCCCAUUUGGACUGUGACCAAGGUCCGUUCCAGACUGGAGCUGAGCCUCGACUCUCUCUCCCAGAGACUGACCACCCACCGGCAGGCAGCUUUGCCCCUAGCUCUGCUGCUGUGGAUGCCAGCCAGCAAGCUCACCCUCUCUGGGGGCAGGAUCAGCUACCUGCAGGAAGCCGGCCAUGCGGGAGCUUUACAGAGCAUGGCGCGGGGACUCUUCAGGGGCAGGCCUUGUGUUAUUUCUUUGCAACACUCUGGAUGAAUCCAUCUGUGGGGGAACGCAGUUUUCCAGGAGGAGGAAAAUAUCGCAAUAAAGGGCUAUGUUAUAAGAAA
This is a messenger RNA of Mastomys coucha (southern multimammate mouse), 3442 nucleotides long. It is a transcript of the gene Aifm2, whose product is annotated as apoptosis inducing factor mitochondria associated 2. The transcript is spliced from 10 exons. Gene Ontology annotation, biological process: apoptotic mitochondrial changes; positive regulation of apoptotic process. Bases 315 to 1439 code for a protein of 374 amino acids. Gene Ontology annotation, cellular component: cytoplasm; mitochondrion. NCBI's taxonomy places the organism in Eukaryota, Metazoa, Chordata, Mammalia, Rodentia, Muridae. The record is from RefSeq and is a predicted model, not a curated record. Gene Ontology annotation, molecular function: electron-transferring-flavoprotein dehydrogenase activity; flavin adenine dinucleotide binding.